Molecule: messenger RNA, 877 nt
Organism: Ostrea edulis (European flat oyster)
Lineage: Eukaryota; Metazoa; Mollusca; Bivalvia; Ostreida; Ostreidae
Product: mitochondrial import receptor subunit TOM20 homolog
Exons: 5
Coding region: 27-668 (213 amino acids)
Biological process (GO): tRNA import into mitochondrion; protein targeting; protein import into mitochondrial matrix
Cellular component (GO): mitochondrial outer membrane; mitochondrial outer membrane translocase complex
Molecular function (GO): transmembrane protein transporter activity
Source: RefSeq, a predicted model, not a curated record
GCACUUAGCAUCAAAACGAAUAGUUAAUGUACAUGUUGGCCACUAUUUCCGUACUAGUUUUUGGUCUUCUGUGCGCUUUUUACAUUGGUCAGAGAAGACGCAUUGAAUAUUUGUUGUUUGUGACAUUGACAUCUGGUCAGGCCUGCACGAUGAGUUCUUUGGUAACAAAUUUUUAUUCUAGCUCACUUGUUAAGUAUGCGGUUGCAGGAGCAGGGCUUUGUUUUCUGGGAUAUUGUAUAUAUUUUGACAACAAACGCAGAAGCCAUCCGGAUUUCAAGAAAAGAUUAAAAGAGCGUCGUCAACAUUCAAAAGUGGGAAAGUCUUCAAAAUCUGGUGAUAUUCAGCUUCCAGACUUACAGAACCAGGAGGCUGUUCAGAAGUUUUUCUUUGAGCAAGUUCAACUUGGAGAAGAGCUGCUGGCAGCAGGUGAUGUUGAGAGAGCAGUAGAUCAUCUUAGUAAUGCAGUGCCACUGUGUGGACAGCCCCAGCAACUCUUACAGGUUCUGGAACAGACUCUACCUCCUCAGGUCUUCCAGCUUCUAGUCCAGAAGCUUCCAGAGGUCAACAAGCGUUAUGCUUCAAUGUUUGCAUCUUCAAUGACCAUACCCUCACCUGCAGCUGCAUCUAAAGGACCAACCCUUACUUUAGCAGAAGAUGACAUGGACUGAGGCAGAGAACCUCUGAACAAAGAAAUGAUUGAAGUGUCAUAGAUGUGUUAACCGUUCAAUGAUUAAAACACAACAGACCAAUACUUUACAUGGAUACAUUUGAUAUGAACAUUGUACUUAAAAUAAUGUCAGUGGUUUUAAUACAUUUGAAAUGUGUUUAUAUUUAUGUGUAUACAAAAUGGCUUGAAUCAAUAAACAUAAUUUUGACA